Rotaria socialis is the source of this 306-nucleotide messenger RNA. The record is from the annotation of a GenBank genome assembly. NCBI's taxonomy places the organism in Eukaryota, Metazoa, Rotifera, Eurotatoria, Philodinida, Philodinidae.
AUGUGUGUAACAGAAGAAUCUAUUCGUCAUAGUGGUAGUCAAGUUUAUGGUUGCAUAUUGAACAUCCAUGGUAACAAUUGGCAAAGAGUUGUCGAGUUUAUUGCCCGGCUAUCCCAGGUCCAUGGAUCGAUAGUUAAUAUCGAUGUAGCAGCAACAAGUAAUCCUCAAUGGCUGAAUUUUGCCAUAUUUUAUGAUCGUGUCGAUUCAUCAUUACAGUUUCUUGAAUAUAUGGAAAAUUUUAGUGAAUUGCACAACAUGAAUGUUUGCGAUUUAGUACAUCGUGAAACACCAGCAAUAAAUCUUUAA